This is a messenger RNA of Agrilus planipennis (emerald ash borer), 1231 nucleotides long. RefSeq names its product 1,5-anhydro-D-fructose reductase. The record is from RefSeq and is a predicted model, not a curated record. Gene Ontology annotation, molecular function: aldose reductase (NADPH) activity. Bases 217 to 1155 code for a protein of 312 amino acids. The transcript has 6 exons. Lineage: Eukaryota; Metazoa; Arthropoda; Insecta; Coleoptera; Buprestidae. Gene Ontology annotation, cellular component: cytosol.
UAAUAUGACCUAUAGAUAUAAUUGACGUAUAUCUAAUAACUUCCUUGUUUUUGUUUUCUUGUUUACUAUUGUUGCUGUUGGUUUACAUUUUUAUUAAUUUAAGAGAUAUUUGAAAAUAUUCAUUCUACCGUAAUCUCAUUUAGUUUCAACGUCACAAUAUAACUGUUUACGUUCUUGCUUUAAUAUUGUUCAUCAAGUAUUUUAAAUCAUCAGAAAAUGUCUAAAACUUUGAAAUUGAAUAAUGGGCGCGAUAUGCCGGUUAUUGGACUGGGAACUUAUAAGGGAGGAAAGGAAACAGCACAGGCUGUAAAGGAUGCUAUUGAUGCCGGUUAUCGACACUUCGAUUGUGCUUGGUUUUAUGGCAAUGAAGCAGAUGUCGGUGAAGGAAUACGUGAAAAAAUUAAGGAAGGAGUUAUUAAACGUGAAGAUGUAUUUAUAACAAGUAAACUUUGGUGCAAUUUUAUGGCAAAAGAUAAGGUUGUACCUAUGUGCAAGAAGAGCUUAAAGGAAUUCCAAUUGGAUUACUUGGACCUGUUUUUAAUUCAUUGGCCCUUUGCCUUUAAAGAAGAUGCAAGUUACUGGCCUGUUGGACAAUGUCCUGAGGCAUUUAGUGACGUUGACUUUACAGAAACAUGGGAAGGAAUGGAAGAAUGCGUUAGACAAGGCCUAACAAAAAGUAUUGGUAUUUCAAACUUUAAUAGCCAACAGAUAAGUAGGCUUUUAGAAAGUGCUAAAAUCAAACCAGUUUGUAAUCAAGUAGAAUGUAAUCCAAAUGUUAAUCAGAAAAAAUUAAUCAAGUUUUGUGCUGAAAAGAAUAUUGUCAUAGUUGGUUACUGUCCUCUUGGAAGAGUGGAAAAUGCAGGAAUUCCUGGUUACCCAUAUCCUACCAUACUUGAUAAACAUGUGCUUGCAAUUGGACAAAAGUAUAACAAGACACCAGCACAAGUUGUCUUAAAUUAUUUGGUUUCCUUGGGCAUUGCUGUCAUCCCAAAAUCAAUUACUAAAUCAAGAAUAAUUGAAAACAUCAAUAUUUUUGAUUUCAAAUUAGAUGAGGAAGAUGUGGCUUAUUUAGAUUCCUUAAACAAAAAUGAUCGAAUCUGCCACUUUCCAGAGUUCCAGGAUCACAAGAAUUAUCCUUUCAACAUUGAAUUUUAAGCACUUGACUUGUAUAUGCAUACCUAUUAUUUAGUUUUAAAUAGUUUUGUUAAAUAAAUAAAUUUUAUUUUGGGGA